This is a messenger RNA of Colletotrichum karsti, 2226 nucleotides long. Its product is annotated as phenylalanine ammonia-lyase. The record is from RefSeq and is a predicted model, not a curated record. Gene Ontology annotation, biological process: L-phenylalanine catabolic process. Gene Ontology annotation, molecular function: ammonia-lyase activity. The transcript has a single exon. Gene Ontology annotation, cellular component: cytoplasm. The coding region runs from base 1 to 2226 and encodes 741 amino acids. NCBI's taxonomy places the organism in Eukaryota, Fungi, Ascomycota, Sordariomycetes, Glomerellales, Glomerellaceae.
AUGGAGACAACAUCCAUCCCGUCUGCGCAUGCUUUGGCCCUGCGGGAGACGUUGAAUGGCGUACAAGAACUGAAGAAUGCCGAUUCGGAGCUUUCUCUAGACGGCGAUAGUCUUAAUGUCGCUGCAGUCGUUGCAGUAGCCCGUCAUGGGCUUUUACCCAGCAUCAAGGGAUACUCGAAGUCAGAGGAAAACUCCUAUGGCAACCAGCACUUGAACCUCAAGAAGCGACUAAGCCAGAGUAUUCGGGUUCUGGAUCACCACAUAGAAAACGGCUGGGUGGUCUACGGCGUCAACACGGGCUUCGGCGGCAGCGCAGAUUCUCGGACGGAGCAGCUCAAGAAACUUCAGGUCUCCCUGCUUCAACACACCCAAAGCGCCGUCAUUGCUUCAUCUGACCGGGAAGAGUCCCAGAUCGACCAAGAUGGGCAGUCUCACACUAUUCCAAAGGCCUGGGUCAAAGCUGCAAUGGUUAUUCGAGCCAACCAAAACCUACGCGGCCAUAGUGCCGUAAGACUGGAAGUUAUCGAUACUUUGCUUGACCUGCUGCGUCACGACAUCACGCCUCUGGUACCUUUGAGAGGAACAAUUUCGGCGUCAGGAGACCUUAUGCCUUUGUCAUAUAUUGCUGGUACGCUUAUCGGCGACCCAAACAUCUCAGUCACCGUUGGUUCGAGUGGAAAGCAGAAGGCCAGGGUUUGCUCUGCUCAGGACGCUCUCAAUGAAUACGGCAUCAAGCCUAUCGAACUGCAACCAAAGGAGGGACUUGGCCUCAUCAACGGUACGGCCCCUUCUGCUGCCCUGGCAAGCUUGGUAAUUCACGAGGCAAACCAGUUGGCAAUCCUCGCCCAAGCCCUGACUGCUUUCACUUCCGAGUGUCUCGCUGGCAACGUUGAGUGGGCAAAUGCAUUCAUUCACAAGAUUCGACCCCAUGCUGGCCAGAUCGAAGCAGCUCAGAACAUUCGACAGUUCCUGAAAUCUUCCGACUUCGUCAUUGGACUGGAAUCCCGAAAGAGGACGGGAAAAGGCCUCUGGCAAGACCGCUACUCGACCAGAACAGCACCGCAGUGGAUGGGUCCCUAUCUGGAGGAUCUCAUGCUGGCUCAGCGACAAAUCGAGGUAGAACUCAAUUCGACUUCAGAUAAUCCAGUAAUUGACGCCGGGCCUGGUGACGAUCUUUCUGGCGGAGAUGUCUACUCCGGAGGCAACUUCCAAGCGACUGCCAUUACGUCUGCAAUGGACAAGACGAGAACCGCACUUCAAAUGAUUGGUCGUAUGAUCUUCUCCCAGUGCACUGAGCUGAUCAACCCGGCGACAAACAACGGCCUAGAUCCCAAUUUAGUCUUUGGCGAUCCCGACCAGUCUUACACGAUGAAGGGCAUUGACGUCAACAUGAGCGCUUACAUGUCAGAACUGGCUGCUCUUGCUCAUCCCGUGUCUGCCCAUGUUCAGUCAGCUGAGAUGCACAAUCAGGGUAUCAAUUCUCUCGCAUUUCUCACAGGUCGUCGAACUAUGGAGGCGGUGGAUGUCCUGUCACACAUGUGUGCCGCCCACCUCUACGUCUGUUGCCAGGCGAUCGAUCUACGAGCCUACCACGAGCGUUUUCUGAGCUCUGUCUCAUUACCACGACAGCUGGAUAGGACUCCUAUGGGAAUUAACGAUGUCCAGAGGACACAAUUGAUCACUGGCUUAGACGAUCUGGUCAGGAGUUGGUGGUACGAGGCGAACAAGGUCGAUCACCUCCAACGCUGCUCGUUGGUGGCCUCCAGAGCCACGUCACAUAUCUUUAACUUUGUGAGCACGCAAGAAGAACAAGACGCCACAUUAAGUAGCAUUCUCAAUGCUCAGCGCGAGUUCCAACAGAGCAUGGAGGCCUGGCUCCUGGACCCGGCCAACAACCCCAACCUCUCGGUGUCGAACAACAAAACCGUGGCAAACAUGGAUGGAUUAGGACAAGGUUCUUCCAUUCUUUACGACGUUGUCCGUAGAAAGCUGGACGUCGGUUUCCACCAUGGCCUCAAGAAGGAACAAAAGGCCACCAUCGGCACAAACGUAUCCCUGAUUUACGAGGAGAUCCGUCGAGGGUCUGUGGUGCCGUCACUGAUGCCAUGCCUCGGCAAUGACAACUACAAGAACAGCCCGAUGAAAGGGUUGGAUACUCCGACAAGUAGCAAUGAUCCUCAUGAAGUCACUCGAAUGGCAAAUGGAGCGACGAGAAACUUCCAGUAG